This is a messenger RNA of Danaus chrysippus (African queen), 1536 nucleotides long. The record is from the annotation of a GenBank genome assembly. Lineage: Eukaryota; Metazoa; Arthropoda; Insecta; Lepidoptera; Nymphalidae.
AUGUUGAGGCGUUUCAGUUCAGUUCUUCUUACAAAAAAAGCAAAUUUUGCAACAGCAGCAGUUCCAGCACCGCACACAAAUCCUGAAAUAUUUUAUACCGGUCUCUUCAUAAACAACGAAUGGGUUAAAUCAGCUGAUGGGAAAACUUUCAAUACUGAAAAUCCCGCUAAUGGCAAAGUUAUUGCUGAGGUACAACAAGCGGGGAAGGCCGACGUCGAUCUAGCAGUCGCCGCUGCUAAAGACGCUUUCAGAUUCGGUUCAAAAUGGCGUACAAUGGACGCGUCACAGCGGGGGUACCUCAUCAACAAACUAGCGGAUCUCAUCGAGAGGGAUAGAGCUUACCUUGCUAGUUUAGAGACGCUAGACAACGGUAAGCCAUACCUCGCGGCGUACCAUGGAGAUUUAGCUGGUGUGAUCAAGAAUCUGAGGUACUACGCUGGCUGGGCUGACAAGAACCACGGGAAAGUACUGCCCGCUGACGGACCAUACUUCGCAUAUACCAGACAUGAACCCGUCGGUGUGUGUGGACAGAUCAUCCCGUGGAACUUCCCUCUCCUGAUGGCUGCUUGGAAGUUAGGUCCGGCGCUGGCUGGAGGGAACACGUUGAUACUGAAACCGGCUGAACAAACUCCCCUUACAGCACUGUAUUUGGCCCAACUUGUUAAGGAGGCAGGUUUCCCUCCAGGAGUAGUGAACGUGUUGCCGGGCUUCGGAGACGCGGGGGCGGCUCUGGUCGAACAUCCUGAUGUUGAUAAAAUAGCAUUUACUGGUUCCACAGAAGUCGGUAAGUUGAUCCAGCGCGGCGCAGCCGGUACAGUGAAGCGAAUCACUUUAGAACUAGGAGGGAAGUCUCCCAACAUUAUAUUCGCGGACGCCGACCUAGAAAAAGCCGUGGAACUAUCACACCAAGCGCUCUUCUACAACAUGGGACAAUGCUGUUGUGCCGGGUCCCGAACUUUCGUCGAGGAUUCAAUUUACGACAAGUUUGUAGAAAUGUCGGCCGCUCGCGCCGCUAAAAGAAAGGUGGGGGAUCCCUUCAAACCAGACACAGAACAAGGGCCACAGAUCGACUCGGAGCAACACUCAAAGAUCCUGAGCCUGAUCGAGAGCGGCAAACAACAAGGAGCCAAGUUGAUGACUGGCGGCCAGAGAUACGGCGACCAGGGAUACUUCAUACAACCGACCGUGUUCGCUGACGUUAAAGAUGAUAUGGACAUCGCGAGGACUGAGAUCUUCGGGCCGGUGCAGCAGAUCAUCAAGUUCUCCAACAUCGAUGAACUACUGGAGCGAGCGAAUAACACCGAGUACGGCUUAGCAGCGGCCGUCUGUACCAAGGACAUAGAUAGAGCUAACUACUUGAUACAGGGUCUUCGCGCGGGCACAGUGUGGCUGAAUGACUACAACGUGUUCGCUCAACAAGUACCUUUCGGAGGAUACAAACAAUCAGGAUUGGGGAGAGAAAACGGACCCUACGGCAUUAACAACUACACGGAAGUCAAGGCAGUGGUCGUCAAAAUACCGCAGAAGAACUCAUAG